Messenger RNA from Carassius auratus (goldfish), 1163 nucleotides. Its product is annotated as lutropin-choriogonadotropic hormone receptor-like. Gene Ontology annotation, molecular function: thyroid-stimulating hormone receptor activity. The record is from RefSeq and is a predicted model, not a curated record. Gene Ontology annotation, biological process: G protein-coupled receptor signaling pathway. The transcript has 6 exons. The coding region runs from base 534 to 1163 and encodes 209 amino acids. NCBI's taxonomy places the organism in Eukaryota, Metazoa, Chordata, Actinopteri, Cypriniformes, Cyprinidae. Gene Ontology annotation, cellular component: membrane.
UCUGUCUGUCCAUACUGUAUCCUAUAUUUUGACCUGACUUCUUACUUUUUUCCGACUUUUUGUGAUGACGUCAUGUCGAUCAUAUAUAUAUAACAUUCACGAUUCAAGAUUUGUAUUCGUCACAUAUAAAUGAACAUGACUGAUUCUUUGUUGUGUACAUGUAUGUCUGUCUAUCCAGUAUGUGUGUGUUACGUGUGUGUGUAAGGUGAGUUUGACGGGACGUACGCAGCGCGUUCAUUGUUAGUUCUGGUAUGACUCAAGACACGCAGAAAACCCGUUUGUUUGUGAGCUCUUCUCCCAGACCUAAUCCCGUGAAAGGACUGUUAACAAGUAGCUGCUGCACUAUCAGACAAGAAACUCUAAAUCAAUCGUCCAACUAACUCAUCAAAAUGUAAGCACCUCGAGGAGUCAGCCAAACGCGUUUAUUCCCAUCAGUCUCCAGCGCGCACUCAACUCGAUCUCCAGUCAGAAGCCCGGAGAGAGAAAAACGUGGAUCUUACUAGUUUAAAAAAGGGUGAAAACAAUACGGGACAAUGCUGAGAUCUUUCUUGCUUCUUGUUUCUCCUCUGCUGAUGUCUUUCUGCGACGGAGUGUGUUUCAUGUGUCCGGAGAUCUGCCGCUGUUCUCAGAAGAGCAUCACCUGUAACAGCGCGACGGAGAGCCUGAAGAGCAGGACUCACAGCAGACUAGUUUUAAACUACAUCUCACUGAAAAUCAUCAGCACUCACAGUUUUGAUGGCCUAAAGGGAGUGAAAAGAAUAGAAAUCGCCCAGAGCACAUCAGUGGAAACCAUAGAGAAGGAAGCAUUUAACAAUCUUCUGAAUGUCUCAGAUAUCUCAAUCCAGAACACACGGAGCCUCGUUCACAUUCACAAAUGGGCGUUCAACCAUCUUCCCAAUCUCAAAUAUCUGAGUAUUUCCAACACUGGCAUUGGUGUAUUCCCUGACCUGACCUCCAUCUUCUCCCUGGAGUCUGAUUUCAUUCUGGAAAUUUGUGAUAAUCUCAACCUGCGUUCAAUCCCAACAAAUGCUUUCAUCGGAAUGACGAGUGAAAUCACCACAAUGCAAGUAUCUCACAAUUGGAUUCAGGGCUGUAACCUCCAUGGAUCAGGAAUACUAAGAAUUAUUAUUGAUAUUUCAAUAAUUAUAGAAUACAUUCACUAG